AUGAAGGAGCUUGAGCUGGAAGAUCCUGCAGCAUUCAAGAACUUUAUGCAAAUGGAGCCUGCAAUGUUCCAAGAAAUUCUGCAGAGGAUCACACCUAGGAUAGAGAAGCAAGACACCUUCUGGAGGAAAGCACUGGAACCUGGAGUCAAAUUGGCCAUCACCAUCCGCUUCCUGGCAACAGGCGACUCGUACAAGUCCUUGAUGUAUAACGUCCGAGUGCACGCCUCCACCAUCUGCAAAUUCAUCCAGCCAGUCUGUGAGGCCAUCAUAGCUGAGUAUAGCGGCAAACUGGUAUCUUGUCCUACAACUCCAGAAGCGUGGUUGCAGGUAGCUCAAGGGUUUGAAUCCAAGUGGAAUCUACCUCACUGCAUAGGAGCUAUUGAUGGAAAGCACAUUGCCAUGAAGUGCCCUAAGAAUGGCGGCUCCCUCUUCUACAACUACAAGGGGUUCCACUCCAUAGUCCUGAUGGCAUUGGUCGAUGCUGACUACAAGUUCCUGGCCCUGGACGUUGGUGCUUCAGGAUCUGGGUCAGAUGGUGGUAUCAUUGAAGGUACAGACCUGAAACGGUGCAUGGAAGAUGGAUCCAUUGGCCUACCUCCUCCUUCUCCACUGCCUGGUGGUGACAGACCUGUGGGUUACUACAUUGUGGGUGACGAUGCAUUUCAACUGAAGACAUGGCUAAUGAAGCCGGUGCCUAGCAGAAACCUCACCAUUGAAGACAGGAUCUACAACUACAGGCUGUCCAGGGCCCGGCGGGUGGUCGAGAAUGCCUUCGGCUUGCUGAGUAGCCGGUAA
This is a messenger RNA of Thalassophryne amazonica, 795 nucleotides long. RefSeq names its product protein ALP1-like. The transcript has a single exon. NCBI's taxonomy places the organism in Eukaryota, Metazoa, Chordata, Actinopteri, Batrachoidiformes, Batrachoididae. Bases 1 to 795 code for a protein of 264 amino acids. The record is from RefSeq and is a predicted model, not a curated record.